Molecule: messenger RNA, 1749 nt
Organism: Caenorhabditis auriculariae
Lineage: Eukaryota; Metazoa; Nematoda; Chromadorea; Rhabditida; Rhabditidae
Source: the annotation of a GenBank genome assembly
AUGUCGAUCGGGGCCAACGCCGUAAUGGCGGUCCAGAACGCGGCGUCGGCACAACUCAUCCGUUUUGUGCCGAAUUUUGUGGCCCUCCGGUUAAGUUGGACCCAAAACGAGCUGAAAUCCGAGGGGAUGGAGCAGUUCGUCGAGGAGUUUCUUCCCAUUAUCAGGUGCCUUGAUAUUUUCAAAAGAUGACUGAAAUGUAUUUUUUUACAGAUCCCACAAUCCGGAUAUCAAAUAUUUCCUGCACCGCACUUAUACUUCAUGUGACCCGUUCAUCAUUGGAGAGUGAGAUGAUUUUUUCAAAAUAACUUGGAAAAUAAUGAGAAUUCCAGGUAUUCCUGGCUGAGGCACCGAAAAAAGCGCGUCUCCUGGAAAUCCAAGCAUCAGGUCCUCUCGAUGGUCGAAGAAAUGGCCCUCGGCGGCGAUUAUCGAUCAGGUUUUGAAGAUUUAUCGAAAAGCCGAAAGCUUUCAUGAUAAAUACUAGGCUUUUCGGACCAAAAAACAUUUUCUCUUGUUCGGGAGCUAUAGUCCAUUCCGCGCCAGCUUGUCCAAAUGACCGUAUACCUAAUUAGAUCAAAUUCGCUUCGAGACCCUUGUUUUUUGCUCUCAGAUUUUGGUAACGCGAACCGGACGUGUCGGGGCGUUUCUAGUGACCACUUUAGUAGCGUCAGCUCUCUUAAGUGACCCCUAGAAUUACUAAGGAACCCUUGGAACUCGUCCUGUUCUCGUUACUGUCUUUUAUGUUUCUUAAAGAAAAAGUACUGUUCUUACUGUACCUUUUUCCUUCAAAAUACCGUAUACCUAAUUCAAUCAAAUUCGUUUCAGGACCCUUAUUUUUUGUUGUCUUUUAUGCAGUUUCGUAGAGAAAAAGUGCUGUUUUUUACUGUAGCUUUUUUUUUUAAACCUGACCGUCUAUAAGAAGUGUGGCCUGUCUGCGCUCUCCACCAAUCAAGCACUAUCUCUUUUUAUUAUCGUGUCAGGACCCAUUUUUGAUGGCUCAAGCUAGCCGUGAAUCAGUUUUAUAAAAAAGCUCAAAACCUUUUAAAGCUUUCGAAACAACUUUACGAUUUCAUAGAUGCUAUUUCAGUUCUUCGCAACGGUUCUUUCCCAAUUUAUUUACAAAAAAAAUGCUGAUUUUCUCAGAAAUAUAGCUGAGGCUGGUAUGAGCUAUCAAAAAAGGUCUUGGCGCGAAAAGUAAAAAGACAGUACCUGGCUGGUGGAUAGCGCAGACAGGCCACGCCCCCUAGCUUCCCAAGUUAGUUGUGAAUCGGCUAUAAGCAGAGAAGUGGAAAAAAACAUUGCGCUGGAAAUCCCGGCAUUUUACAGUUUAACCCCCUCCCUCCCAUUUAAGUUGGAUAUCCUCGCUCUCCCCCCGUCUCCCCCCCUACAUCUGUUGCAUCUUCUUGAAAAUCUGAAUAUCGAGCCGCAUGUUCUAGAAAAAAAUAAUUUUUCAUAACUUAAGAAAUAUUUUUUUUUCAUACAGAAACGUUUUUUAAAAAGCAACCGAACUUUAUCGAAUUCUAGGAUAUAAACGAGGCGUGAACCGCCGUCUUCCCAGAGGAGCCGAACUUUGGGACACGGAAACCAUGGGCCAUGACGUGUUCAAGGUUUUCCAAAUCAAAAAAUUCCUAAUCAUUGAAAAAUGAUUGUUUUAAGGUGUACAGCAAGUGGAAGGCCGAUGAACCGGAGGAGAACGACGAUCCCGUAAUUACCGCCAAAACGCAUCCGAAUUUCACGUAUCGAAAAUAUUGA